AUGAAGGCAAACACGAUCGUUAAACCCCUCGCCUUUGCGAGUCUCGUCGUGGCAGGGGGGCAGUACCCGGAGAUGCCAAAGUGUACUUGGACUUGCCUAGACCAGUGCAUCCCACAGACUGACUGCACUGGCUAUUACGACCAGAUCUGCAUGUGCUUGAAGAAGAACACGGACAUUAUGCAGAACUGCAUGAUGGGAUGCCUUUCGUUUACUGGCAAAGAUGGGUGUGAUCCAUCGGUCAUUGGCACACUCAUGACGAUCUCCGCCUCAGCCUCCAGCACAUGCCUCACGGUCCCGACGGUCACUCCGAGCCCCUCCUCGACGGUGCCGUCGACCGCGGCAGCAACAACGACGGCCGCGUCAACCUCCAAGUCGGCCGAGAGCAGCAGCACUGGUCCUGUCCCGUCCACCACCGCGAAGACCAGCUCCGGCACGCCCCCCGCCUCGCCCUCACGCUCGACGGAAACGGCCUCUUCGAAGCAAACCUCAACUACCUAUGGGUUCAGCAACUCGACCGAGACGUCGACCACCUCGACGGGUAGCGGCGCGGAUACUUCAUGCGUCCCCGAACCUGUCCUGCCGACGACCCCGUCAGGGGCCACUCCUGUCGCUCCCACGAACCUUCCGGGCCCGGGCUUCAAGACCGUCACUACGACCGCCCCGAACCCUACCGCCCCGCCGGCGCCCCCGGUCGUCACGGCUGGUGCCAACGCUGGACCCGGAGCUGGUGCCAUCGCCGCCAUGCUGGCCGCCGCCAUGGCCCUAUAA
Messenger RNA from Purpureocillium lilacinum, 768 nucleotides. Lineage: Eukaryota; Fungi; Ascomycota; Sordariomycetes; Hypocreales; Ophiocordycipitaceae. The record is from RefSeq and is a predicted model, not a curated record.